AUGGCUUCAACCAAACCUCUUGUUUUGUUCUUUAGUCCUGUGCGACAUGCGACUCCGGCAUAUGAGAAGUUGCAGGAAGUAGCCCACACGGAGGUUGUGACUAGCCGAAGCCGCGAUGAAUUCUUCAAUGAUGUUGCAACUAAAUACCGGGAUGCUUUUGCUAUCUACCGGACUUCUGCGAGUGGCUCCGUCGCCGGAAAGUUUGAUGCUGAUUUCAUCAACCGCCUGCCUGCCAGUUGUCGUUAUAUUUGCCACAACGGCGCUGGAUACGACCCUAUUGACACCGAUGCUUGUGCUGAAAGAGGCAUCAUAGUUACUAACGCACCCGAUCCUGUGACGGAUGCCACCGCGGAUCUAGCAAUGUUUCUCCUCCUAGGAGCUCUCCGCCAGCUAAACCCGGCUAUUUCUUCACUACGCGCCGGGAAAUUCAAAGCGGGUGUUGAUUUUGGCCAUGACCCCCAGCAAAAGACCCUUGGAAUCCUGGGAAUGGGUCGGAUCGGCCGGGCAUUGAAAGCCCGUUGCGAUCCAUUCGGCAUCAAGACAAUCUAUCACAAUCGCAACCCACUCUCAUCACAAGCAGCGGCAGAUGCGACGUAUGUCUCAUUUCAACAAUUGCUUGAAACGAGUGACAUUAUUAGUCUCAAUGUGCCCUUGACUUCGGAGACAAAACACCUCAUCGGUGCAAAGGAGAUCGCUAUGAUGAAGCCCGGUGUUGUGAUUGUAAACACUGCUCGAGGGGCUAUCAUUGACGAGGCUGCUAUGGCAGAUGCCCUAGAGACGGGCCAUAUCGGUGCAGUGGGUCUUGAUGUGUAUGAAGAGGAGCCUAAGAUCAAUGAGAAGCUUCUGAAGCAGGAGAGGGCUCUUUUGGUACCUCACGUUGGAACUCAUACUACCGAAACAUUGGCUAAGAUGGAGUCUUGGGCGAUGGAGAAUGUGCGGUGCGCAAUUGCUGGAGAAGAUUUGCUUUCUCCUGUUCCUGAACACCAACACCUUGUGCAAUAG
Molecule: messenger RNA, 1002 nt
Organism: Penicillium brevicompactum
Lineage: Eukaryota; Fungi; Ascomycota; Eurotiomycetes; Eurotiales; Aspergillaceae
Product: D-mandelate dehydrogenase-like dehydrogenase
Exons: 3
Coding region: 1-1002 (333 amino acids)
Cellular component (GO): cytosol
Molecular function (GO): NAD binding; hydroxypyruvate reductase [NAD(P)H] activity; glyoxylate reductase (NADPH) activity
Source: RefSeq, a predicted model, not a curated record